Myxozyma melibiosi is the source of this 3234-nucleotide messenger RNA. RefSeq lists its product as uncharacterized. The coding region runs from base 109 to 2880 and encodes 923 amino acids. The record is from RefSeq and is a predicted model, not a curated record. The transcript is spliced from 4 exons. NCBI's taxonomy places the organism in Eukaryota, Fungi, Ascomycota, Lipomycetes, Lipomycetales, Lipomycetaceae.
GGCGCCGUCACUUUUUGUUUACUUCCCCGACUCUUCUCUUCUUCCUUCCUUCUAUUACUCCUCCUCCUCCUCCUCUUCACCUCUCCUACUCCUCAUCGUCAACUCGCCAUGAGCAACCGCACCUCCCGCCCUCCCCGCCAACCCUACGGCGGGAACAUCGGGCUCUCUACCUCCUCCUCCAUGUCCUCCAUGUCCUCCUACUCCGCCCGUCCAAAACGCCAGCCCUACGGCGGCAACAUCGGCCUCUCUACCUCCUCCUCCAUGCACUUCUCCCCCUCCGCCUCAACGAACGCUGCCCUCGCCGCGGCCUCCGUCGCAACCAUUUCCCGCUCUCAAUCCAUGAGCUUGUCCUCCGCAGCCGCCGCUGCAGCUCUCAAGCACGACCAGAUCAAUGCAGCCCAAGCAGGCCGAUCUGUCCUUGUACCUUCCAAACGCGCCCAAAAAUCCGCCGCCCUCGGUCGCCGUCCCAGUCUGUCCGAGCGCAACCUCCGCGCCCCGUCCUCCUCUGGCAGCCGCAUGUCUCUCAGAAUGAGCUCCGCUCCCUCUGUCUCCGGCCGCUCAAACUCCAUCCGCUCAACUCUCUCCCUCCCGAGAGCCUUCAAGCGCUCGGGCUAUGCCUCCAGCAUCGCCUCCUACGAGUCUACCGAUCUCAACUCGAUCUCCGAAGAUCGCAUGCUUGACUCCGUCGCCGCCUCCCCAAAGAUGAUGCCUCCUCCUGUGAUUGACGAGGAACCCCGUGAAACCGCUCGGUCACUCACCGCAUCAAAACUUGGAGUAAAACAGUCGCGCUCUUCUAGCAGAAUGUCGCAGUCUUCCACCUUGUCUGUCGUCGACACCGAAGACGGCUCUCUCUCUCGCACUGGCACCCCGUCCGCAAAGAGAAACCAUCGCGUCAGCUUCACAGACGCGAGUGUUAUCGACGACAUCCCAGCUCCUGCUCCUCCAAAGUUUGUGAACGGUGUUGACGAACCCACAGCUGCGGAGACCCUUCCUACCGCUACUGAUAUGGAAAACACUGUCUCCGUCGCAUCGACAAUGGACGAGAUGAAGACUCCACCAGAGACAAUGUCCCCCGAGCCCUCGCUCAAUGGAACUUCUACGCUCGGUGACGAAUACGCUGCGACCACGCUCCCAACAGAGUCCUCAACCACCGAGCGCGUGAUUGAUGACGAUGUCAAUGCGCCUGCGGCCUUGACCGAGGACAUUGGUGACUAUGAUCCUAACAUAAUAGCCGAUCUUCUCGCCGCCCGUGCCAUUGAAGAUGAUGAAACUGAGCUUGAUCGUCAGUAUCUCUCCGAGCAUGAGUCUGAAUUUGAGGACGCCGCGCCUGUUCAGCAAGAGGCAAAGUCGGUCCCGCGGAAAGCGGUCGGAUCAGCUCCGAGCGAACAGCAAACCAGGGUAAUCACUCCCCCCGCGGAAGUCGACGCUCGCGAGCGAUCCCAGAACCAGCAGCUCCUCCACCCGACCCCCAGAAACGCAAAGCCCGUGAACGGAAUUUUGAAGGGGAGCCCCGAACGCGUCUCUUCAGUUUCACGAAACUCGAGGUACUCGCGAGCUCCGCGACCUGCGACUACUUACGGCACCACCGCUCCGACUAUGCAGACCUCUGUCUCCAGUGCUGCGAUCGCGGCCGCGGCAUCUGCAUCGCACCAGCCCUCUGCUGAGGAGAUUGCCGACCUCGAAAACCUGCGAGAGAGAUCAGGUUCUGCGUCAUCGUUCAGACGCGAGGACGGCGUUUCGAGAGCGGCGUCCAAGAGCCGUGGCUCGAUGAUGAAGACGUCGAUGCGUGAUGUGCAAGUGCCCAGCAUGCGGAACGGAAAAGACGCCCGCGGAUUCGGCCGGUCUGUCAAGUCACAGAAGCAGCUGUACAGAGAACAACUUGAAGAGGCAAAGAGCGAUCCGCGUGUGAUGGAGCAGCUUCAUCCCACUACUGCGGACGAUAUCACCGCGACCGCGUACGUAGGCUUGCAGCGCGUCAACUCCUCGUCGAGCUACAAGAAAGAAACGACGUCGACUUACCGAAAGGAGCAGCCGAGACACGAGCCUGUUGCCGAGAUUGCUGCGUCUGAAACCAAGGGCCGUGACGAGAAGGGCCGCAGUUUUGGCUUGAAGAGAUUUACUCUGACGCCAAGGAAGUCGAGAGUUGUAAGCAACCCGGAGACCUCCUCUGCCGCUCCUCUUCCACCUCCUCCUACGCUCGCGGCUCCGGUUAUGAACGGAUACACGAACGGAGACGUCACGUCUACCACUGCUGCCGCCGAGCCGUCGUCGACUGGCACGACUGCUACUCCGCCAGCGACGAUCGCAUCCCGCGGCUUCAGCCAAUUGCCUAGUAGUCAUCCGUUCAGUCUUGAUUCCGACGACGUCUUCACAGCAACCCCGACGGUUUCCAACACCGCGGCAAAUGACUCCAGCGUCGGUGUCGCAUACUCUUCGUUCGACACCUCGCCCGCCAAAUCAGACCGUGAUCGCGAGUCCGCUCUCGCGAAGCUCACUGGCUCUGCGUCUGCGUCCUCUGCAACUCAGUACCAGCAACCCCAGCAACCACAAACCAGCUCAGAGUACAUCCAGCAGCCCGUCACGCCGGUUAAGCAGAAAAAGCUUAGCCAGUACCAGCAAUUCAGACUUGAGCGCGCGCAAAAGAAAGAACAGAAGAACGGCAAGCGCGCGACCACGGUCGCGGGCGUGCCGCCUCCGCUUCCACACAGCAACGCGCAAACCGCAGCGGCAGCCGCCGCCAUGAGCGGCCGCGCGAGCUCCGUGCAGCCGACGACGGCGCCGGCUGCUUCCUACGACGACAGCGUGCCGGCGCAGUAUAACGAGAAGACCAAGAGCAAGAAAUUCGGCGGUCUGCGGAAGCUGUUUAAGUUGGACGAUUAGGCGCGCGCGUGCGUGCGAGACAAAAUAUGAAUCGAAGAAGCGAAGCGAUGAUAUUGAUUUAUGUAUAUUUUGGGAACCGAUUGAUGUGUUAGAUCUGGAUGUUGAUUUGAGUCGUGAAGGUCUCUGUUAGUUAGUUAGUUCUACUUGUUGACUUCUUUACUUUUCGGGAUAUUGUAUUACUUGUAUCUUCUAUUCUGUGCUUUUGUAUUUGGACUACGAGCAAAGUCAUUUAGCGACAUCUCGUUUUUUGCUUAUCCAGUGUGUUAUCGUGUGCGUGGGUGCGUGUGUGCUCUUGUGUAUUAUGCUAAUCUUUUCACUUUCUCUUUCUUUCUCCACCGUGUAUUAAUUUCCCGU